CAAAAAACUAUUUUUUUUCAAUCGAACACAUCGAAACGAAGCAGCGACGAAAUUGUUUUUCUUUCAGAAUUGCACAAUAAUCCAAGAAGUGCAAGAAGUGGGAUGCCGUAGAACUUCGUGUAUAUCUUUUAUCAGGCAGUGCAGUCCAUUCACAAUGGCCUGGCUUCGCACAUCCGCUUGUUUCCUGGCGGUAUCCCUGCUGGUGGCCCCCAUACUUGCCGCAGUCUGUCCAGAAAGUUGCGUCUGCAAUACAACUCGCGACGGCCUUCAUCGUGUUACAUGCAGCAGUCUUCCUGAACUUUAUAAAUUCACUCUCCGUCAGAAGCAUCAUAAUAUAAAUAUUCUUGAUCUCUCUCAUAAUAACAUAACGAAGUUAAACCAUGAACUAGAUCGAUUAACAGAAGUUGUUACAUUAGACUUAUCUACAAAUGGUAUCACAGAUCUGAACAAAUUUUUACACAAUGCAAAGAAAUUAGUACAUCUUAAUCUUGCCAAUAACAGGAUAAGAAAGCUGUCUUUGACACACUUGCCUACAAGUGUGAGUUCAUUGGAUUUAACAAACAAUCUGCUACAAGAUGUACCUUCAGACUUAGGACAUUUAAUCGGUUUGGAACAUUUAGAACUUGAGGGCAAUCCUUUGGAAUGUUCAUGCGAAAACAUUAUAGCUCGUGAUCGCCUGCUGGCUGCAAAUGUUUUUAUAGAUAAUGUUAAAUGUGAUGGUCCAAAAAAACUACAUAACCGCUCUUGGCUUGAGUUGAAAACAAAGGACAUUUGUAAAUCUGCUAAAAUCGAAAACGAAUAUUUGGACAUGAUGAUGGGCGAUCAACCAAUUGAUGCUAUUAAAGUCGGCGAAGAAACGACUGCAUUGAAAUCAAUGCCCUUGGUGGCAAUAAAUGACUUGGAAGAUGGAAAAAUUAUUCAUGGAUCUGUACCAAAAGAGGACGACGAUAGCGAACAGUUUUUGAAAGUGGGUCACUAUGUUACUUCAUCGCCUUCUAAUGAUAUUGAGGGAUCUGGAGAAGCUGAAAGCACAACAAUGAGCGAUAUAAUUGAACCUGUUCAGAACCAAAAAAGUUAUGCAAAUUUAUUAGCUGCAGAAGAAAUAAUUCCUGCUGACAAUUUGCACACAACUGAUGAUCCAAUAGAAGGAUCUGGGGAAGGAUCAGGUUUUUACAUCCCAGAAAGCGAGGGUCCGACGGAAAAGCUUCAAGAAACAACAACGGCAAUUUACGAAGAAUUGAAUCCGGGUCCAGUUCGCAAAAUAUUUGAGGAAGACUCUAGCACAGCAACUUCCGAAUUUCCUAUACCUCCACCUCCGUCAAUCUAUGAAGGAGGUGCGGAUUGGCAUAGUAGAACGAAUUCAGAGACAGUUACCGAAACUGUUUUAGCUGCAACACCACAAAUUAUACGUGAUACGACUGUUUCUGAACAAAUUCGAGUAACGCAAGCCGCAGGGGUCUUAGGACAGGUGCCAUCAAAUAACGAAAAUGUCGCGCCGCACAAAACGGGCACUUAUGUUUGCAUCGCUUUAAUUGUUAUCCUCCUUGUUAGUUUAAUAGGAUUUGCUAUUGUGAAGGGUCAAAUGAGGAAACGUAGAGACAGACGGCUAUUGAGACAACAAAAGAGAGAUGUAGAGAAAGCAUCUAAAGAAAUGGUAGAUAUGAAUAAAUCUUUAUUAGGUAAACCAGCACCUGUUGAUACCCCAAUGGAAAAAAGAAUAAAUGGAAAAUAUGAGCUAGUGCCCACUCAUGAAAAUUAUCCAAAGAAAGGUGAUAAUGGUGAAAUUGGAAACGGCUUUAAGCCCAAAGACAGUAAUGGCAUAGAUAGUCCUAGAGACUCAAAUCAGAAUAAACGUAGCUCGAUUGAUAACAAUCUAACAGAAGACAGCCAGCUAUCGCAACAAGAAACCUCAUUCGACUCUGAACCAGCAUCGCCUAGCUCCAAGAAGGAUACUCACUCAUUAUCCAGCGAGGAUAUAUUCGUUCCUAUAAACGAUGACGAAAAUCCCAGAUUAAAUGGCAACGCUGAUUCCGAUAUAUCUCAACCGCUUAUUAAUGGUGACCCAAUUAACGAUGCUGAUUACCUGUCGCCGUCACGAGAGUAUGUGCCUGUUUAUUCCCCCGACAUGGGAAGGGUUCGAAUCAAAAUGACUGAGACGCCGAAGCCGAAAACGCCGGUACUAGUCACCAGAAGUAGAUCAAACGCCGGAGACAUCAUUAUAACACCAACAGUAGAUGAAAACACACGUAAAUCGACCACUUGAAAUAUAGUUUCUGUGAAGAAAGGACAAUAAUGCUUUGUGUAUUGUGUCAAUCAACAAACAUAUCACUAUUGGCAAAGUUCUGUGAUUUGGUAUGUGCGUAAAAGUGGGAACUCAUGUGCAUGAGGGUAGGAAAUAAAUCGAUUUGACAAAUUUUUCUAGAAACGUUGCUGCCAAAGUGUGUUUGUAGUCGACAGUGCCUUUUUAAUUCGCUAGUGGUAAAAUAUAUUUAUAAAAUUAUAUUUCGAGUAAGAAAAACA
Molecule: messenger RNA, 2520 nt
Organism: Papilio machaon (common yellow swallowtail)
Lineage: Eukaryota; Metazoa; Arthropoda; Insecta; Lepidoptera; Papilionidae
Gene: wdp
Product: protein windpipe
Exons: 3
Coding region: 155-2263 (702 amino acids)
Molecular function (GO): protein binding
Source: RefSeq, a predicted model, not a curated record